Molecule: messenger RNA, 4734 nt
Organism: Lytechinus pictus (painted urchin)
Lineage: Eukaryota; Metazoa; Echinodermata; Echinoidea; Temnopleuroida; Toxopneustidae
Product: general transcription and DNA repair factor IIH helicase subunit XPB-like
Exons: 19
Coding region: 87-2456 (789 amino acids)
Biological process (GO): nucleotide-excision repair; transcription initiation at RNA polymerase II promoter
Cellular component (GO): nucleotide-excision repair factor 3 complex; transcription preinitiation complex; transcription factor TFIIH holo complex
Molecular function (GO): hydrolase activity; DNA binding; ATP binding
Source: RefSeq, a predicted model, not a curated record
GACAGUUUUGGCCGUAGGCAGGCGCAGGCGGUUAGGGGCGGUUAGACAUCCACAUUCUGAAAUAUAUCAACAAUUUUCUGAAUGCAAUGGGAAAACGGGAUCGUAAAGACGGUGAAUCCAAGAAGUCAAAGAAAUUUAGAACGGACUCUCCUGAAAUUGAAAUUGACGACUCACAAGGACCCGAUGCUACUUUCAUUCCCAAGAACGCAAGUCGUCAGGUAGAGGAGCAGGACGAUGGGGAUGAGGAUGAGUUUGGAGCCAAAGAUUACCGCAGUCAGAUGGAACUCAAGAAGGACCACGGUUCAAGACCCCUGUGGUUGGCUCCCGAUGGACACAUCUUUUUAGAAUCCUUCUCGCCGGUCUACAAACAUGCUCAUGAUUUCCUUAUAGCUAUCUCGGAACCGGUAUGCAGACCAGAAAACAUCCAUGAGUACAAACUGACUGCAUACUCAUUGUAUGCAGCAGUAUCUGUUGGUCUCCAGACCAGUGACAUCAUAGAGUACCUCAGGAGACUAAGCAAGACUACCAUCCCUAAUGGCAUUGUGGAAUUCAUCAAGCUAUGUACUCUUAGCUAUGGUAAAGUGAAGCUGGUCCUGAAGCACAACAGAUACUUUGUGGAGAGUCCUUUCCCUGAUGUUUUGCAAAAGUUACUGAAGGAUUCGGUUGUGCAGCAGUGUCGUCUGAGAUCAGAUGUUAACGAGGAGGAGAACGAAGAUGGCUUUCUCGUGUCCCAGAGGGCAGCGGGAGGCUCAUCUGUACUCAAGUUGAAUGCUCCGAACUCCAAAGGCAAAGCCAACGAAGGGACAGAUUCGCAGGAAGGAGGAGAAGGGGAAGGUGAAGCGGAGAAGAUCCCGACAGACAUCUUUGAUUUCUACGAUAAAAUAGAUAAGGAGGAUGACGACGGGGAUGAUCUGACUGCCGUCUCGUUUGAGGUCAUUCAAGACGAAAUUGAGAAUCUGCAAAAGAGAUGCAUUGAGUUAGAGUAUCCUCUGCUAGCUGAAUAUGAUUUCAGGAACGACACGAGGAAUCCUGACCUCAGCAUCGAUUUGAAACCCACCACCGUCCUACGUCCAUACCAAGAGAAGAGCUUGAGAAAGAUGUUCGGCAAUGGAAGGGCAAGGUCAGGGGUCAUCGUACUUCCAUGUGGUGCUGGCAAGACAUUGGUCGGGGUGACUGCUGCUUGUACUGUCAGGAAGCGCUGUAUGGUGCUGUGUACAUCGGGGGUGGCUGUUGAGCAAUGGAGAUCGCAGUUUAGGAUGUGGUCCACCGUAGACGAUGCCAUGAUAUGUAGGUUCACUUCAGAUGCUAAAGAUAAACCGAUGGGCUGCACUAUCUGUAUCAGUACUUACUCCAUGGUUGCUCAUACUACAAAGAGAUCCUGGGAAGCAGAUCAGGUCAUGCAGUGGCUCCAGUCACAGGAAUGGGGCCUUAUGAUAUUAGAUGAGGUGCACACCAUCCCUGCCAAGCAGUUCCGUCGGGUCCUGACCCAGGUCCAGGCCCACUGCAAGCUGGGACUGACGGCUACCUUGGUCCGGGAGGACGACAAGAUCGCGGACCUGAACUUCCUGAUCGGGCCCAAGCUCUACGAGGCUAACUGGAUGGAGCUGCAGAAUCGAGGUUUCAUCGCCAGGGUCCAGUGCGCUGAGGUCUGGUGUCCGAUGGCUCCGGAGUUCUUCAGGGAGUACCUGGCCAUCAGGACGAGGAGAAGAUUGUUGCUGUAUGUGAUGAACCCCAACAAGUUCCGUGCAUGCCAAUUUCUAGUGAGAUUCCAUGAGCAGCGGAACGAUAAAGUGAUUGUGUUCUCUGAUAAUGUCUUUGCUCUAAAGCAUUAUGCCAUCGCCAUGGGGAAACCAUACAUCUAUGGACCUACGAGUCAAGGAGAGCGGAUGCAGAUUCUCCAGAACUUCCAACAUAAUCCUGCCGUCAAUACAAUCUUCAUCUCAAAAGUCGGUGAUAAUUCCUUUGAUCUCCCCGAGGCCAAUGUAUUAAUCCAGGUAUCAUCUCACGGCGGUUCUAGAAGACAAGAAGCUCAGCGGUUAGGACGUAUCCUAAGAGCAAAGAAAGGAGCUGCGGCAGAGGAAUAUAAUGCCUUCUUCUACACACUGGUAUCACAAGACACUCAGGAGAUGUUCUAUUCCCUCAAGAGACAAAGAUUCCUUGUUAAUCAAGGGUAUAGCUUCAAGACUAUCACCAAGCUAGCUGGAAUGGAUCAGGAGAACCUGAAGUAUUCGACCAAGCAGGAGCAGCAGCAGCUUCUGCAGCAUGUACUAGCUGCUACUGAUGCAGACGCUGAAGAAGAAAGAGUACCCGGUGACAGUCUCAGACCAGGAUCUCAGGUUGUGCGUCGUGUUGGCAACAUGAGUUCAAUGUCUGGUGCCGAUGAUCAAGUCUACAUGGAAUACCAGACAAAGUCCUCCAAGAGCGUUCAUCCGCUCUUUAAGAAAUUCAGGAGAUGAUGUGGACUAGCUAGAACUUCUAGUGAGGACAUUACAAGGAGGGGAAUCUGGACCUGUAUACAAGUUCUUUGAGGUUAUUCCAAGAUAGACAUGUUAAGAACAGAUGUCUUCUGAGAAGGAAUUUAGGAGGGGAACUUGGACCUGUAUACAAGUUCUUUGAGGUUACUCCAAGAUCAACAUAUUUGGAUCAGAUGAUGUAGUCUUAUGAUGAGGGGUUCCGAUCCAGUCUCCCAAGUUCUUUGAACUGCAAGCGAGGUUAUCUUAAGAUAACCAUCUUAAGAACAGUUCAAGAUGGUACAAUUUCUCUGAGCUUUGAACGAUAUCUGCAAGAACAGAUGAAUUCCUCUCAUCAUCCGCUUCUCAAAAUGUUUGGAUGGUAGAAGAUUCUCUGAACUACUAUUGAGUUCAUUGCAGAUCAAUGUGCGAGGAACAGAUGAUAUCCUCUGAAAAUAUAAAUCCUAUCGUUCAGAAAGGACUGAUUCGUUGGACAGUGGUAACAGAUCAGUGAAGUACUAGUGAGGUUGGUCCAUGAUAUAGCAGAUGAUGGAUGUCCUUUUAGAAUCUUCUCCCUUUUUCUUAAAGAGACUCAUGAUUUUAGAAGUAUUUCAGUUCUGUGAGCUACAAAUGAUGUUUAUGAGAAACCAUUGGAAGAUCAGUCUCUAUGAUGUGGAGAGCAUACUUUUUCAUUGUAAGAAAAGGCUAAUCACAUAGAUGAUAGCUCCACAUGCUUUAGACACAUUGAGCUGUUAUUUCUGUGACACAUUUAAAGGGAUGGUCCACUCCAACAAAGCUAAGUGCAGAAAAUUCCAUCAAAAUUUCAAAUUGUCUUAUUUUCCAUCCAAAUUUGAUGACUUUUUCCGCAUUGUGCUUGAUUAUUUUGUUUCUAUUUAUUCAAAUCAACUUUUGUUUGGGUGGACUUGGCCUUCAACUUUGAAGGAAAAGUGUUGUCAGUUUUCUUGUGGAAUGACACCAUUUGGAUGUUAAGCCCCUUUCACAAUUGGUGCGACUGCUUACAACUGUUGCGAUUCUGUGCAACAUAUAUUGUGACCAAGUGAUCGCAAACCAUCGCACAAGCAAUUGUGAAAGCCCCUUUAGUCAUCCAGAAUGGAAUUAGGUUUAUGAUCAAAAGACAUUAUGGCCCAAAUUCAGAAAGGUGGUUAUGAAAUCGGUUGAACCCAUGGAGAUUUCUUGUAUAAAUUACACUUUAUUUACCUCGUGUACUAAAAAAUGUCCAAUGCUGAUGCGCGCUUUUGUCACAGUGCGCCAGAUUAACGCCUGUUGCCAUGGUUGAGCAUGCUAUUUUAUUAAUGAGUCCACCGUUUUAACGAGUCCACCGUUUUUAACAGUGGACUCAUGAAUAAAAUAGCAUGCUCAACCAUGGCAACAGGCAUUGAUUUGGAGCACUGUAAAAAAAAUCGCGCAUCAGCACUGGACAUUUUUAAUGAAUGUGGUAAAUUAAGCAUAAUUUUUACAGGAAAUCUGCAUAAACCAUGGAUUCAACCGAUGGUUUUGAAAGCCACCUUUGUAAAUUCAGGCCUUUGUAAUGCCACUGGAAAUUACUUUUUGUCAAAAUCAUCAAUUUCCCUCGACUGACAGAUGUCAAGGGCUGAGCAGGCUUGGCCGAAGAGUUUCUCACUGGAACACCAAGUUUGGCUUCCCCUAAAGGACUCAAUAUUACAAGCAUUUCAAAAGCUUUUUCACAAGUCUGGGCCCCAUUGCAUAAAAGUUACUGUUAAUGUAACUUUGUCAUCCAAUGAAAUCCUGGAUUUUGAUUGGCUGAUAAGCAUUGUUACCAUGGUAGUUACCGUUGGACGGCAAAGUUACCAUAAUAGUAACUUUUAUGCAACGAGGCCCUGGGCUAAACCAUCGCCAAUGAAUAUACCAUUUACCACAAGAAAGGAUCACCAGUCGUUCUUAAAGUCGCUCUUAACUUACGAACAGCUUUAUGAAACACCCACCUGGGGAGCGUUUCAUCAAUAUUUUCAUCCGACAAGUUGUCAGAUCUGACAUCUUUCCAUGAUUUUGAUUGGCUGAGAGGCACUGUUCCUAUGGUAACUGUCGGAUAAAAUGGGACUUGUCGGAUAAAACGUCCGACAAGUCCUUUCAUGAAAUGCCCCCCAGGACUCUAGUCAGCGAAAAGUAAUUCACUAACCGUGAAAUCUGACGUCCAUGUGACUUUAACCCUUUCAAUAUUACAAUUCAUUCAUUUUCAUGAAAAUCCAUUUUAAAAAUAGGAUUAAGUGCUGAGCUUUUUAUUUUCCUAAUUCUUUCAUUCUUU